UCUGGCUCCGUGCGGUCCUGCCGCAGGAAGAUUUGGGCUCUGGAGCCAGGGAUUAUGAAACCAUACACCAUCCUCUUCCUGUAGACACCCUAGGAGAACCAUGUUAUCCUGGUCUUAAAACACCUGCAAGAAAGGGCACAAUAUUUUUCCACUUAUAAAGCAGAUACUUCAUCCUGCUCUGAGAACCAACACAAUGGCUUUACUCCCAGUGGUGGUGUUUUUGGCUGCUCUGUUGCUUCCAUCUUUACCCACAGAAGGAAAGGAUCCAACUUUUACUGCUUUGUUAACCACUCAAGCGCAAGUCCAAAGAGAGAUUGUCAACAAACACAAUGAACUAAGGAAAUCAGUCUCUCCACCUGCCAGCAACAUGCUAAAGAUGGAAUGGAGCAGAGAAGCAACAGCAAAUGCCCAAAGGUGGGCAAACCAGUGCACUUUAGAACACAGUAGGGCAGAGGACCGCAAAACCAGUACGAGAUGUGGUGAGAAUAUCUAUAUGUCUAGUGACCCUACUUCCUGGUCAACUGCAAUCCAAAGCUGGUAUGAUGAGAGCCUCGACUUUAUCUAUGGUGUAGGACCAAAGAGUUCCAAUGCAGUUGUUGGACAUUACACCCAGGCUGUUUGGUACUCAUCUUACCUUGUUGGAUGUGGAAUUGCCUAUUGUCCCAAUCAAGAGAGUCUAAAAUACUACUAUGUUUGCCAAUACUGUCCUGCUGGUAAUAAUGUGAGUAAAAAGAAUACCCCUUACCAACAAGGCGCACCUUGUGCCAGUUGCCCUGGUAACUGUGACAGUGGACUAUGCACCAAUAGUUGCGAGUAUGAAGAUCUCCUUAGUAACUGUGAUUCCUUGAAGACAACAGCUGGCUGUGAACAUGAACUGCUCAAGGAAAAGUGCAAGGCUACUUGUCGAUGUGAAAACAAAAUUUACUGAAAUGCCCAAUGUGCAUUUUGCAGGACUAAGCGGAGAAGGGCUACAUCCUUUAAUUGACACAUACCAGAGGGGAAAUUGUAGGCAUGUUAGUUACAAAGUUGAUUCCAGACAGUAAUGCAUCUUUUUCACUUGGAUCUUUGUAGAAAUCUCUUACAUACAACGAUAUACAAAAGCAGCAUAGUCUGUGAUGACAACUUUGGACUUGGAUAUAAAUUUGGUACUUCAAAUUGAAUUAAUUGAAUCAAGUUGAAGAUUUUGAAAGUUGUAUAACCACAGGACUUAAGUCACUAGAACUUUGGAUUAAAACGAAGAAUUACAUGUUUCCUGAAACAAUAUGCCAAAAAAAAAAGACUAUAACAUCAUUGCCAUUCCUGUUGCAUGAUUUUUAACACGUAUAAAGAAUGAAUUCAGAGACUGACAUCUA
Molecule: messenger RNA, 1352 nt
Organism: Ceratotherium simum simum (southern white rhinoceros)
Lineage: Eukaryota; Metazoa; Chordata; Mammalia; Perissodactyla; Rhinocerotidae
Source: RefSeq, a predicted model, not a curated record